AUGCCGGAACAAGCUGGGAUUAUUACUAUUCAUCAAAUGCGACUGCACCGGUGUGAGGGGUGUCUCGCGGCGUGCGGCCGACAGCGGCGCGCCACGCCGCUCUCUGCCAUACCCAGGACCAUACCCAGGACUAGAGUAUUACAAAGAGCAAGACGAGGGCCUUACACGCAAACGAUGAGCAAGGAGAACUGCCUCAAGAUGGAGACGCCGCCCACUCCACCAGAUAACGAAGCGCCCCCGAUGCCGUGGUUCGGCAUGGACAUCGGUGGCACCCUAACGAAGCUGGUCUACUUUGAGCCCCGGGAGACGAAUAGACGGGAGCUGGAUAAGGAGACAGAAGUUCUUAAGAAUAUCAGAAGAUAUCUCACCAGGAACUCCGCCUAUGGGAAGACUGGGAGACGGGAUGUACAUUUGCAGAUGGACAAUGUAACCAUUAGAGGUAGACGCGGCACUCUCCACUUCAUAAGGUUCCCGACGUCCGAAGUUGGGGCCUUCCUUCAGCUCGCCCGGUCUAAGGGCAUGGCUGAUUUAGUGAACACUAUAUACGCGACCGGCGGCGGCGCUUACAAAUUUGAAGAGGAUUUUAUAAAGGAAGUAAACAUGCGUCUGUCGAAAAUGGACGAGUUAGACGCAUUGAUAGCCGGCGUGCUGUUCGUGGACUGCAUGAACGCGCAGGAGUGCUACUACUGGGCGCCGCCGGACGAACAGGCCGUGCAUACACACGUCACGGACUCGCCGCCGUAUUCGGAAGCAGCCUUAAGUCUGUACGUGAGGAAACCAUUCGACUUCUCCUCGCCGUACCCGUUCCUGCUGGUGAACAUUGGCAGCGGAGUGUCCGUGCUCGUCGUCAACGCGCCUGAUGAUUACUACCGCGUCAGCGGGACCAGUCUUGGCGGUGGAACAUUCCUAGGCCUGUGUUGCCUUCUGACUGGCUGCAGCAGCUUCGAGGAGGCCAUAGCGCUCGCCGCCUCAGGAGAUAACACCACUGUUGACAAACUCGUUAGAGAUAUAUACGGUGGAGAUUACGCUAGGUUCGGACUGCCUGGAGAUUUGGUUGCUAGCAGUUUCGGUCAGAUGUGCUCAGCGGAGCGUCGUGCGAAGGUGUCUCGCGCCGACCUCGCCCGAGCUACUGUUGUGACUAUCACCAACAAUAUCGGUUCCAUCGCCCGGCUCUGCGCGUCUAAUGAGGGGAUUGAGAGGGUGGUGUUCUGCGGUAAUUUCCUAAGAGUGAACCCGCUAUCUAUGAAGUUGCUUUCGUACGCUAUGUCGUACUGGUCCAGAGGUGCUUUGAAAGCACUCUUCUUGGAACAUGAAGGCUACUUCGGUGCAGUCGGGUGUCUAUUACAUUUGGACAGCAAAAUACAUAGACGUAAGCAGGCAGAAGCAGCUACAGCGGACAGAUGA
Messenger RNA from Spodoptera littoralis (African cotton leafworm), 1404 nucleotides. The record is from the annotation of a GenBank genome assembly. Lineage: Eukaryota; Metazoa; Arthropoda; Insecta; Lepidoptera; Noctuidae.